CCCCAGCGGCGGCGUCGACAAUGUAUGCUUGCUCAGGCGAUCAGAGAGGAUAAACACGGAAGCGCCGCCGUCCUCCGCUAUUUCCAGGCCAGCUAGCCUGGGGGCGCGGCGCUCUCCAUUCUCCAGCCGUCGUCACGGGACGCAACGUGACAAAGGAAACUGGCCGGCGUUGCGACAAAGCCCAGCUCCUGUCGUGUGGCGACAUGUGAUCGAAUCGAGUGCGCGAGAGCCUGGGACUGAGAGGGCCGGGCAGGGUUCUUCUGCGCGCGCGGCGUUAGGCCACUUCUCGUCGCAGAAACUAUGUAUUGUAGUUGUAGGUAUAGUUUAUAUAAAUUAAUAUAAUAGAAAUAGAAACCAUGUGUGUGUGUGGUUUUCAGCACCGUGGCUCUUAGCUUCUCGUGUCCUGGCCGUAAGCAUUCCGUGCGAUGCCUCCGCUGUCCGGCCGUCGUGGUCUCGUCACGCACGCACACGUACACACACCUCGCUUGAUAUGAUGCCCGUGUGCUCUCAGGUCUCAAACAACGCUGUCCGUCUCUCCGGCGCGGAGGGGAUAAAAGUCUCGGCGUGAACUCCUGGCCAGUCUUUUGCUGCUGCCAUAUCCGCGCGCACUGCCGGCCGGCCAGCCAGCCAGCCAGCGCGCGCGUGUCGCGGCGGAGCUAGAGGGCUAGGUAGCAGAGUGGUGGCCAGUGCCGCGGGUUGCGUUGGGAUGGCGGCGCUUGUGGCGCUGACGCUGGCGCUGGCGCUGACGGCGGCAGUGACAGCGACGGCGAAGGAGUGCACCAACAUCCCGACGGAGCUGUCGUCGCACACGGUGCGGGCGCGGCUGCAGGCGGCGCCGGGCGGAGCGGCGGAGUGGCGGUGGCGCGAGCUGUUCCACGAGCACCUCAACCCCACCGACGAGGCCGCGUGGAUGGACCUCAUGCCGCCGCCUGGCGCCGCGGCUGCGGCGCAACACCAGCAGCACCACCGCCAGGAGGAGCUCGACUGGGUGAUGCUCUACCGGUCGCUCAAGGGCCAGCAGCAGCAGCAGCCGGUGGGGGGCGGCACCGCCGCAGCCGGGAGUACGCCGUUCCUGGAGGAGGUGUCCCUGCACGACGUGCGCCUGGACCCCGACGGCGACGUGGCGUACGGGCGCGCGCAGCAGACGAACCUCGAGUACCUGCUGCUGCUGGACGUGGACCGCCUCGUCUGGAGCUUCCGCUCCCAGGCGGGGCUGCCGGCGCCCGGAACCCCCUACGGCGGCUGGGAGAAGCCUGACAGCGAGCUCAGGGGCCACUUCGUCGGUCACUACCUGAGCGCGACGGCCAAGAUGUGGGCGAGCACGCACAACGGCACGCUCGCCGGCAGGAUGUCGGCGGUGGUGGACGCGCUCGACGAGUGCCAGCGCGCCGGCGGCACGGGCUACCUCUCCGCCUUCCCCGCCGAGUUCUUCGACCGCUUCGAGGCCAUCAAGCCCGUCUGGGCGCCCUACUACACCAUCCACAAGAUCAUGCAGGGCCUCCUCGACCAGCACGUGGUGGCCGGCAACGGCAAGGCGCUGCGGAUGUUGGUCGCCAUGGCCGACUACUUCGCCGGCCGGGUCAGGAACGUCAUCCAGAGGUACAGCAUCGAGCGCCACUGGACGUCGCUCAACGAGGAGACCGGAGGGAUGAACGACGUGCUCUACCAGCUCUACACCAUCACGCACGACCAGAGGCAUCUGGUGCUGGCCCAUCUAUUCGACAAGCCAUGCUUCCUGGGUUUGCUUGCGGUGCAGGCUGACAGCCUUUCGAAUUUCCAUGCCAACACCCAUAUUCCGGUUGUAAUUGGCGGGCAGAUGAGAUAUGAAGUUACAGGUGAUCCUCUUUAUAAGGAAAUUGCGACGUUCUUCAUGGACACAGUGAACUCCUCUCACGCAUACGCGACUGGUGGUACAUCUGUCAGUGAAUUCUGGUCCAAUCCAAAGCGAUUAGCUGAAGCUCUGACCACUGAGACUGAGGAGUCCUGCACAACUUACAAUAUGCUCAAGGUUUCGCGCCAUCUGUUCAGAUGGACGAAGGAGAUCGCGUACGCGGACUACUACGAGCGAGCGCUGAUCAACGGCGUGCUGAGCAUCCAGAGGGGCAGGGACCCCGGAGUGAUGAUCUACAUGCUGCCCCAGGGCCCCGGGAGAUCCAAGGCGAAGAGCUACCAUGGCUGGGGAACUCAGUACGAAUCGUUCUGGUGCUGCUAUGGCACUGGGAUAGAAUCGUUCUCCAAGCUGGGAGAUUCCAUUUACUUCGAGGAGAGAGGUGAGAGGCCGGCACUGUAUGUUGUUCAGUUCAUACCGAGCACGUUCAGCUGGAGAACUGCAGGCCUUACUGUCGCACAGCAGCUGAUGCCCCUCAGCUCGUCGGAUCAGUACCUUCAGGUCUCGUUCUCCGUAUCUGCCAAGACGACAAACGGUCAGUUUGCGACGUUGAACGUGAGAAUACCAUCGUGGACAUCUUUGAAUGGCGCAAAGGCAACACUGAAUGGCAAGCAUCUGGAAUUAGCAUCUCCAGGUAUGCCCAUCAGCACAGCAGAAACAGAAAGAAACGAAUAUAAUGGGAACAAUUUGUUCUCACACAGACUUUGGUUAAUGCCAGGGACAUUUCUCACUAUCAGCAAGCAGUGGGGCAGCGGUGAUCAGUUGUCACUCCAGUUACCUAUCCACCUAAGGACUGAAGCAAUAAAAGAUGACCGGCCGGAGUACGCGUCUAUACAAGCAGUCCUGUUCGGGCCGUUCCUCCUCGCCGGCCUCACCACCGGAGACUGGGACGCCAAGACCGGCGCCGCCGACGCCGCAGCCUCCGACUGGAUCACCCCCGUCCCUGUGGAGUCCAACUCCCAGCUGGUGACGCUGGCGCAGGAGUCCGGCGGCGAGGCCUUCGUCCUCUCCGCCCUGAACGGGUCCUUGACGAUGCUGCAGCGGCCCAAAGACGGCGGCGGCACCGAGGCCGCCGUGCACGCGACGUUCAGGCUCGUCCCGCAGGGAGGCGCCGGCGCGGGCGCCGCCGCGAUGCUCGAGCCGCUGGACAUGCCGGGGAUGGUGGUCACGGACAGGCUCACGGUGGCCGCGGAGAAGAGCUCGGGCGCCGCGUUCAACGUCGUGCCGGGGCUCGCCGGUGCGCCCGGCUCGGUGUCGCUCGAGCUCGCGUCCAGGCCGGGGUGCUUCUUGGUCGGCGGCGGCGAGAAGGUGCAGGUGGGCUGUGCCGGUGGUGCCCAGCAGAAGCGCGGCGACGGCGCCUGGUUCCGGCGGUCGGCCAGCUUCGCGCGGGGCGAGCCGCUGCGGCGGUACCACCCCAUGAGCUUCGCUGCCAGGGGCGUGAGGAGGAGCUUCCUCCUGGAGCCAUUGUUCACCUUGAGGGACGAGUUCUACACCGUCUACUUCAACCUUGUAGCGUGACAGACGGGAGAUGACGACGAGACCUGCAGGUCGAGGACUCGAGGUUGAUGUUGCUUCGGCCUCUGGUAACCAAGGGGGGAAAAUGUUGAGUUGGAGGUGGAGUGUCGGACAGUUAUGUUUAGAGAAAAGAGAAUGAUUUUCCCAUAUUCACCGAAUGAUCCGCGGCCGCCUAUUUCUGCUUCAACCAUUCAUCAUCGUCGCCAUAAUUCUAACCACUUCUUGGGUC
This is a messenger RNA of Zea mays, 3632 nucleotides long. RefSeq lists its product as uncharacterized. Bases 707 to 3406 code for a protein of 899 amino acids. Lineage: Eukaryota; Viridiplantae; Streptophyta; Magnoliopsida; Poales; Poaceae. Gene Ontology annotation, molecular function: alpha-L-arabinofuranosidase activity. Gene Ontology annotation, biological process: L-arabinose metabolic process. The record is from RefSeq and is a predicted model, not a curated record. The transcript has 11 exons.